AUGCCAGAGACCGAAGCUAUCAAAGAAGCAGAAGCCGCCAAACCAGAGGAUGUAGGCGAACCUUUACCAGAAAAGACAAAGAAGAAGAGAGGAAGGCCAGCAGCGGCGGAUGGCACGGCUAAACCAAAGGUCAAGCGAAAUCUGGAUACACCACCUGUGCACGAUAUGAUUGUUGAGGCACUGGAUGUUCUACGCGACCGGAAGGGAACUACAUUGCCGGCUAUCAAACGUUAUAUGGAGGAAAACUUUAAGGUUGAUUCUACCAAACUGAGCCCAUUCAUCCGAAGAGCUUUGGUGAAUGGUGUCAACGAUGGUCACAUUAUUCGAACUCGCGGCACCGGAGCUAUGGGACGGUUCAAAGUCAAAACUGCUAAACCAACUAUGCUUAAAAAACGACAAGCACCGCAGGAUUACACUGAACUACCUAUGAUUAAGAAACGGUCACGUCCUACUAUGCCUAAAAAAGAAAAGGUGGCACCUGAGAAAGAUGAAUCUCCUAAGCAGAAAUCAACGAAACCGUCAAAAGUGGAAACAGCUAAAUCAAGCCCCAAGAAGGCACCAAAACCAAAGAAAGGUCGCUCCGGUCGCAAGAAAAAUUAA
Molecule: messenger RNA, 600 nt
Organism: Malaya genurostris
Lineage: Eukaryota; Metazoa; Arthropoda; Insecta; Diptera; Culicidae
Product: histone H1A, sperm-like
Exons: 1
Coding region: 1-600 (199 amino acids)
Biological process (GO): nucleosome assembly; chromosome condensation; negative regulation of DNA recombination
Cellular component (GO): nucleus; nucleosome
Molecular function (GO): structural constituent of chromatin; double-stranded DNA binding; nucleosomal DNA binding
Source: RefSeq, a predicted model, not a curated record